This is a messenger RNA of Colias croceus (clouded yellow), 2377 nucleotides long. Its product is annotated as leucine carboxyl methyltransferase 1. Gene Ontology annotation, biological process: C-terminal protein methylation. Lineage: Eukaryota; Metazoa; Arthropoda; Insecta; Lepidoptera; Pieridae. Gene Ontology annotation, cellular component: cytosol. The transcript has 3 exons. The record is from RefSeq and is a predicted model, not a curated record. Bases 209 to 1165 code for a protein of 318 amino acids. Gene Ontology annotation, molecular function: protein C-terminal leucine carboxyl O-methyltransferase activity.
GGUAUGUCAUUGUCAGACGUCAACGCUGAACGCACAAAGUGGCACUGGCUAUUUUGCCGAGAUAAAAAUAAACUACUUUUAAUUUUUCGUAUAGAAAACAUACAUUCGGAUAUUUAUUUUUUAUUGAACUAUUGUAAAUUUGUCGAGCCAAGUGAUGGUUGAUUAAAAAAUCCCGUUUGCGCUUGUGUCUAACAACAUACCUAAUAAAAUGAAUAAUAUAAUGUCUUGGACCGUAGAAGAUGAGGCGAUCAUCGCCACCAACACGGACGCUACGGAGUGUAAACGGUGCGCAGUGGAACUAGGAUAUUGGAAAGACGAAUACAUCAAAUAUUUCGUAAAACAUGCGGAUAGAAAAGCACCUGAAAUAAAUCGCGGCUAUUAUGCUCGGGUCAAGGCAAUGGAGAUGUUCAUACAUCAGUUUCUAGAAAGGUGUGGCACUAAGUGUCAAAUUAUAAAUCUGGGCUGCGGAUUCGACACAUUGUACUGGCGACUGAAGGACACCACUCAAGCCGUCAGCAAUUUUAUUGAACUAGACUUCCCCUCUGUCAUCAGCAAGAAGUGUCACAUUAUUAAACGCAACAAACAGUUACUCGAAAAGAUAUGUAAUGAAGACGGCGAGGUGGUGCUGCGGUCGGGCGACCUGCACGCGGACGGCUACCACCUGCUGGCCUGCGACCUGCGCUGCGAGCGCGAGCUGGCGCGCAAGCUGGCGGCGGGCGGCGCCGCGCGCGAGCUGCCCGCGCUGCUGCUGGCCGAGUGCGUGCUCGUGUACCUGCGGCCCGACGCCGCCGACCGCCUGCUGGCGCAGCUGGCCGCCGCGUUCCCGCGCUGCGUGCUGCUGGUGUACGAGCAGUGCAACCUGGGCGACCGGUUCGGCGAGGUGAUGGUGCGCAACCUGAGCGCGCGCGGCUGCCUGCUGGCGGGCGAGCGCCACUGCCGCCAGCCCGCGGCGCAGGAGCAGCGCCUGCGCGCGGCCGGCUUCGAGCGCGCGCGCUGCUGGGACAUGGACACGGUGUGGCGCGCGCUGCCCGACGACGACCGCGCGCGCGCCGAGGCGCUGGAGAUGCUGGACGAGCGCGAGCUGCUCAGCCAGCUCAACUCGCACUACGCGCUCACCGUGGCCUCGCGCGGCGACCUCUUCGCCGACCUCGACCUGAGCGGCUGAGCACACCACCCCCCGCACCCCGCACACACACCUCCCCCCACUCACACACACCCCUCCCCCCACGCGAGCUGCUCAGCCAGCUCAACUCGCACUACGCGCUCACCGUGGCCUCGCGCGGCGACCUCUUCGCCGACCUCGACCUGAGCGGCUGAGCACACACACCCCCCGCACCCCGCACACACACCUCCCCCCACUCACACACACACAGUCAGUCGUUCCUAACGAGCAUUUCGCAGAUCUUAGAGUAAUUAUGAUGUAUUGAUUCUUUAUAGUAAAAAAUCUCAAAUAGUUCUGCAACGUGUAAUGAACGUAAUAUUUUUGGAUAUUUUAACAUUUUAUUAGAUUUUUAAGAGCUUUAUUUGUGAAUUUUGCGAAACGAUAUUAUAAUAAUUAUUGAUGAGUGUGUAGCGUUAACGUUCCGUUGAUUCGUUCUGCAGAUGAUCGCUCGUAGUCUUCCUUAUUUAUUUAUUUCUCAAAAUAGACUAAAAGUUAUGUUUUUUCGGUGCUAACUCGAGUUUUUUCUGGAUAAAUAUCAUAUAUAUAACUAUACAUUUAAGAUGAUUUUUCGGAGAGGUAACUUGUUCAUUACAACUCUGAAAAUUAUAUCUGUAUUACUUUAUGACAUAAAAAUUCUAUAGAUCUAUUCUAUCGUAUAAAUUAUGGUCCGUAGUGAUUUAGUACUCAAAGUAUAGCGUCCCUAAACUAAAGUUAUCAUACACUUGGUACUGAACACUUCGGAAUAAUCAAUUAAACUAUCGGUAUCGUGGCAUAGUGUGAGUGUGUCUAAAGUAUUUGAUUAGAUUUUAAAGUAAAUUAUAUGGUUGUAAAUAUAUUUUUUGUUGAAAGUUGUUAUCGCGUUGUAAGUAUGUGGAUUGUGAAGCGCGCAAGUGUCUCCUAUAGCUAAAUAUUAACGUGCAGUUUUUUGAAGUCUAUUAUCUACUUGUAAAAUCAAUAUAGGAUGUAACCAUUUGUUGUAUAAUAAUUGACAUAAUUUCGUAAGAGACAGCCCCCGGAACUCGCAUUCGAUCCUGUGACUGUUGACUUCUGCCAACGCCGACUCGGAGUUUAAUUUUUUUUUUUUUCAAUUUAUAUAAUAGAUUGCGAGUACGCUAGUCUCACUGUAGGUAUCUUUCAGUAGAAAAUUAUCGGUAGCGAUAUAUCCUUGUAAAUUUCUCUAAAAGUAUAUCAUAUCAAAAACUCUUUAAACCGAGC